UGUGUUUGGCGUAGUGUGUGUUGGUGUGCGUGACCGAGUGAGGGCUGUUGUGGUUAUUGAACUGGUGCUACGUGGGGUACAUGACGGAUUCUUGAUUUAGUAUCCAGAGAAGAUUCAGUCUCUGUAAAUAUGACUAUUUUAUCCAAGAAGAAGUCCAGUGGGCCAGGAAAAUCGGAAGAUCAAAAUGACUCGGGGAACCAUCAUGGAGGAACUCAUUCUCUUUCACUGGCGUCGAUACAGAGCCAUUCUCAGGCCAGUGAGAGUCAUGAAAGACUAAACUCACCAUCAUGCUGGUCAAGGGAAGAGAAACGAAGUCCACAUUAUGAUGACUAUGAACAUGAUAGUGGCCCAAGCCAUGGAGCAACAAAACGUCGACACCGAUCCAGUCCUCACAGAAGCAGUCGAAGUAAGCUACGCGAAAGAAAUGCAGCCUCCCCACCAAGUUUUGCUGGUUGUAGUGGAGUUGUUGUCACUUCACCAAAAGCAGGUCCAUCUCAGUCUGCUGAUGACCAUGCUAAUGGUUACAACAGCGGUGAUGAGUAUGGACCGUGUGAUGACCAAGACCUGAGUGAGACUGACUGGUUGGAGCGUGACCGUUGGUUUGAAAAAAUUAUCAAGAGGAAAGGCUUCAUCAUCAAGAAAAUGGAAGAAGAUGGGGCAUGUUUGUUUCGUGCAGUAGCUGACCAAGUUUAUGGUGACCAAGACAUGCAUGCAGUCGUGAGAAAUCACUGUAUGGAUUACAUUGCUGCUAACGGAGAUUAUUUCUCUCAUUACGUCACAGAGGAUUUUGACAGGUACGUUAACAGGAAGAGACGUGAUUAUGUUCAUGGAAAUCACAUAGAGAUGCAAGCAAUGAGUGAGAUGUACAAUCGUACUGUCGAAGUAUUCUGUUAUGGAACAGAACCCAUAAAUAUCUUCCAUGGAAAACAUAAGACAGAUAAUGAGCCUAUAAGAUUGUCAUACCACCGUGGAAGUCACUAUAACAGCAUUGUUGAUCCUUAUAAAGCAACAAUAGGUGUUGGCUUGGGUUUACCAAGCUACACACCAGGACUUGCAGAAAAAAAUUUAAUGAAGGAAGCUGUGAGUGUUAGUGAAGAUUUUCAUAUUGAGCAGACAAUGUUGGAGGAUAAACUAAGAGCUACUGACUGGGAAGCCACAAAUGAAGCUAUAGAGGAGCAGGUGGCUAGGGAGAGCUAUUUACAAUGGUUACGAGACAAUGAGAAAAGAAACAAAUCAAAGCUUCCAGUUACAGAGACUGGCAGCUCGGCAACUGUAACUUCAUCAGAACUGAGGUCAUCUCCUAGAGGCAGAUUUCCAGGACACGGAUCACCACCACGUUCAGACUUAACACGCAAUUCUCCAAAGACUGGUGAAACUCAUUUAGAUGCAGCAGUAGCAUCUUCAUCUGAGAGCAAUAACUCAUGUGGUGACCACAAGCGGGCUGCACAUUACCAAGGGUUUCAGCUGUUGGAGACAGCAUCGUUCAUGAAUCAUCUGUCGCCUGAGCUUUUUGGGCUGACUGAAUGGGAAGAUGCUGACAUUUUGGCACAAGUAUUAGCUACUUCACAGCAGGAAUACAUGGAUAACUUAAAGAAACAACGAGGGCCAGAAGAGAUGAAUGAUCAAGAGUCUAUAGACAGUAACCGACCAUCGACAUCACGGUUCUGUGUUAUAGGGAAGACAUCAGUUUAGAAUCAGUUUUGUGGAGUGAAGUGCAUUAAAACAGAAAAAAGUGACUUAAAAGUUGUUAAAUUUGGCAGAAAAUACGUUGUUGUCUGUCAACUUUUUUUUGUAAUAACUAUCUAACAAAACAUGGAAACAAGUUACGAAUUCAGUCACCAGCAUUGUUUCUACUGUAUUCGUGGAGUUCUGUGACAUAUCAUUUUGUAAUCAGAUUAAUAUGAACAGCAUAAUAAUGUAUAAAUUUCUGAUACUUGUAUUUUAAAUUUGUUUAUCACGUGUAUGUAAUUUCAAAUUUCACCCAAUGAAACAGAACAUCGAAGACACUCUGAAUUAUAUACCUCUGAAAAGUGUGAAGUGAGGGGUGUAAGAAAAAGUUGAUUGUAUUUUUUAAUUAGUGAGAGCAUUAUUUGAUUUUCUUGAGUUCAGUUGAAAUUAAAUUUCAGCACUUAUAUAAUUUUUUCAGGCUGCUUGAAGAUAAGCUUCUGCUUCUUCCUUUCAUUUCAGUACUGCAGUUGAUUUAUUACAAUUAUAUUUUCUUCUGCUGUAAUAUUAUACUGGAAUUUGUAAGUUUUUAUAUUCAGUGACCCACUCUGUGAUAUUUUAAAAGAGGUAUUGUUGGUAAAGUUAUGUUGACAAACAGUAUGUGCUCUUGAGUAAAACACAAACACCAUACACUUUUGUUAAUAUGUUUAUGCUUCAGUUUUCUGUUGUUUGUUUAUCAUAUAGUGACCUUAUGUUAUAAAUCUGUUCUUUCCUUUCCAAAAUUAUGCAUAUUUAGUUGUAUAUUUUUAUAGUUAUAUUGAUUAAAGUUUUGUUAUGCCUAAUCUGUUUGUGCUUUUGUUCUUGUGUAUUUAUCGUUUUCUUUUAGAGAUAUUUAACAGGCAGUAGAUAGUCUUCAGAAGGACAGAGGCAUAAAUGUAUUGCCAUUAUUCUGCUACAAAUGUUAUAUUGCAGUCUGCUGCAAUGUUAACAUUAUAUCUUUUGUUUUACUUUAUUUAUUUACAAAAAAAUCUAGAACUUUAAGAUCACAUACAUGUGUAAACAUGGUUGAAAAAUUAGUGGAACAGAACUGCCUCCAUUGAAUUUCUAAAUACUGCAAUAAAUACUUUUGCAUAUACAAUAAAUUUGUAAAUGUAUACUGCCUGUGUGAUAGAUUACUGCCAUUACAAUUUAGAUGUAGACCAUUCACGUAUUGUUUGACACGAUUUUUAAUUAAUAAAAGACUAGGUAAAGAGGUGUGUGUGUGUGUGUGUGUGUGUGUGUGUGUGUGUGUGUGUGUUUUACAAUCAGUAAGAGUGUUUACCAGCUUUAUCUGUUUUGUGGAAAACACCAAUUCUUGGCCCAGUUGUGCCUUCCUGUAACUGUAGAAGGUGCUAUAACAUUUCAGAAUUUUUUAAUAGAUAUGUUUGAAACUUUUUGUCAUAUUUCUAUGUUUUCAUGAGUACACUGUCCUUUGUUGCAGUAUGCCAUUUUUGUGAGAGUAUGUCUGCAGUCUGCUUAAGGACAGUGUAAUCAGAUAUAUUCGUUUUAAGAUCCCUUGGAAUAUGUAGGCAAGUUGCUAUCUCUGCCUAAAUAUUGUGGUGACAAGUUUUUUAUGUUCAUUGUGUAUGUAAACUGAGAAGCAAAACAAGACAUUUUAAAGUGAGA
Molecule: messenger RNA, 3330 nt
Organism: Schistocerca nitens (vagrant locust)
Lineage: Eukaryota; Metazoa; Arthropoda; Insecta; Orthoptera; Acrididae
Gene: Duba
Product: OTU domain-containing protein 5
Exons: 10
Coding region: 130-1692 (520 amino acids)
Biological process (GO): protein deubiquitination
Molecular function (GO): K63-linked deubiquitinase activity; cysteine-type deubiquitinase activity
Source: RefSeq, a predicted model, not a curated record